CUCAGAUUUAAGUUAACUUAUAGGAAGAGACGCGGCAUUGAAUUUCUCACCCCCAAUCUGUUUUUUGGCAACCUCAAAAAUGCCGUGUUAUUCCGUUCCCCACCGUCAUGGCACAUCGGCGACUUACACAAGAUGGCUCCUCCGGAAGCGCCAUUUAUUGGUUUUUACAUCUUUCAUAAGCCGUGUCUACUAUUACGGGAUCCAGAAAUAAUUAAACAAAUCAUGAUCAAAGACUUCGAUACUUUCACCGAUCGCUACUUUGCUGGCUUCCAUCAGAAGGACAGUAUGGGCAUGAAAAAUUUGUUUGGCAUAAAGAAUCCGACCUGGAAAUAUGUGCGGUCUAAGAUCAACCCUACUUUAACGAAGAGCAAGUUGAAAAAUAUGUUUCCAUUGAUGAUAGAGAUUACAGAGCCAAUGAUGAAAUAUAUAAACGAUCAACUAAAUAAUCAAGAAACUGUAAAAGUGUUGGAUGCUCAAAAUAUUUAUUAUAAGUGUACAACUGAUCUGAUCGCUUCAAUAGCGCUCGGUACUAAAAUAGACUCUUUUUAUCAUCCAAACGAAUUUACGGAUGCAAAUACUUUUUUUUAUUUAAAGUAACUAAUUAAAGAUUAGUCUUAUUUGACCAUAUCUGGAUCUUUGUACUAUUAUUUAAUAAUUUUAUAUUUUAUUUAUAUUUUGCAAUUUUAUUUUUUUAAUCAACCCAAAGAAAGGUAGCUUAUUGUCGCCAGUUAGAUCAAAACAAAUGAACAACUGUUCAGUCGACUAACUGGCAUAAUCUUUGUUAAAGUUUCAAUCACAACGUUUCGACCAUUGGAUUUGGUCUUUUUUAAGUAAAUUACAGUCAUGAAGUAAUUGCGAGACAAACACCGUUAACAAGUCCGUAAAUUAAUGAACAAUUUCUAAGAUGUACAAAAACGCGUGUAAAAAAAAAUGCAACAUAAAAAGAAUUCUUAGUAUCAAAAGCAACGCAAUGAGUAAAAAUGUAGCAUAGUCAAAUUCAUUUAAACAGAAAUAUGUUUUGUAUAGUUCUUAUUCAGUGAUUAUUCAGUGAUUAUUCAGUCUCUUGUUUGCUUUCACACACUAAACGUUAAAUUUACUAAAGCGUCAAAUUUAACCUAAGUAAUAUAUAUUCCUGAAAUUUUGAAAGUUUAUACUCACACACACAAAUUAACUUCUCUACAAAAAUAGUGAUAUCUAAAUAUUUUGCGCCAAUUAUAAGAAUUAAUAUUUUUAUUAGGAACUAAAACGUUAUUACUAUUCGUUAGUCAAUUUUUAUAAUACAAAACAAUUUUUUAGAUUUGACACUAUAAAAUGAGAGUAUUGCGUUUUUUUCUCUACAAAAGUAAAUAUAUAUAUAGAAAAUGCGCCAACUAUAAAGUAGAUGUUUAUACGAACUAGAACAUCUAGUUUAUUAUUUUUUGGCUGGCAUUUAUAGUUUGAUUUUUCAUUAAGCCCGUAUCAAACUAGAAAUUGAUAUUAAGAUUGAAUUAAAAUGUAACUAAUUAGUUGGUCAAAUUCUAAUUCAAUCUCAAUCUUAAUCUCUAGUCUGAUAUGGUUUUGAUUAUUUUAAGUUUGUCUUUAGAUACCAUUUCGUUAAUUAGGAAGUAUUUUAACGAUAAAGUUAAACAGAUUCUUAAAUAUAAGAUUAAACUAAUAAAUAAAUAAAAAAAUAUUAGCCUUUUGUAUUAAAUUAUUGACUGCUGUGCGCCGAUAUGAGGCUGCUGUGUGCCUGCAAUAAACAAUUGUCAGGAAGGAUAUUGGCAAGAAAUAAAGGAGAUAAUAUUGAGCUGGCAAAUAAGUUUUAAUAC
Molecule: messenger RNA, 1808 nt
Organism: Monomorium pharaonis (pharaoh ant)
Lineage: Eukaryota; Metazoa; Arthropoda; Insecta; Hymenoptera; Formicidae
Product: cytochrome P450 6k1-like
Exons: 1
Molecular function (GO): monooxygenase activity; iron ion binding; oxidoreductase activity, acting on paired donors, with incorporation or reduction of molecular oxygen
Source: RefSeq, a predicted model, not a curated record